AUGGCUCCAUUUCGAGAAUUAAGCUUUGAACAGAGAGUUCGCAUUGUUUUACUUAAUGAAGAAGGUGUUUCAGAAAGAAAAACUGCCGAAAGAAUGAAAAUAUCAAAAACUGGAGUUCACAAUACAAUCAAACGUUUCAAGGAAACUGGUCAAUAUUGUGACUUACUACGACCUGGACAGCAUAGAAAGAUAGAUGAACAUGGUGAUUGUCAUAUUACGAGAUUAUAUAUGUCAAACAGAAAAUUAACAGCUCCACAAAUAAUGAGAGAAUGCAAUGAAACUGCUAAAAAACUUGUUUGUGUUCGGACAAUAAGAAAUCGUUUGAUGAAACCUGAACUUAAAUGA
Molecule: messenger RNA, 345 nt
Organism: Hydra vulgaris (swiftwater hydra)
Lineage: Eukaryota; Metazoa; Cnidaria; Hydrozoa; Anthoathecata; Hydridae
Source: RefSeq, a predicted model, not a curated record